Molecule: messenger RNA, 610 nt
Organism: Drosophila eugracilis
Lineage: Eukaryota; Metazoa; Arthropoda; Insecta; Diptera; Drosophilidae
Exons: 2
Coding region: 72-488 (138 amino acids)
Source: RefSeq, a predicted model, not a curated record
UUUAUCUUGCUUUUGAAUACUUUUCGAAGUAGUUUUUACACCUAAAACUCAAGUAGGCCUUAAUCUUUCACAUGAAAUUUACUUCAAAAUGGUAUCAGUCUAUUUUUGUCUUUAUGGUUUUCGGAUAUAUUCUUCGCUUUCUUCAAAAUUUGUUUACAUCUAUUAAGUAUAAGAUAAUGGGUGAUACCGCCGAGGAGACAGGAGAUUUGUUAUGUAAUGUAAUUGUACCACCAAUACCAAAACUUGGCGACGCGCAUACAUACUGGAUUUGGCGAUUACUUAUUAAGUCGUAUUUGACUGCCAUAGGACUUUGGUCAAGAGGACAUCCAAAGGAGUGCGCCCAUGCAAAGUUUGUAAUCCUCAGCUCCUUGGAAAUUUGGGUUCUAAGGAAGGAGUAUGACGACAUGUCGUGCAAAGCUAUCUUUGAAAAUCUUGAAGAACGAUUUUCCGUUAGUAAUACCAGACCCAACUCUCUUGUUAACAUAUGAAACCCAUGGAAUGUGUUCAAUUAACUUCAAGUUUUCUUUAUAAUUUUAAGUGUUUAUUGGAGAUCCACAUCGGCGGCACCCGUUUAUCUUAAUACUCAAAAUUAAAAAUUUUAUGUACAAAA